AUGAGUUUGGAAGAAGUGGCAGAGAGUUACUUGCAUGAUCUCAUUAAUAGAGGCUUAGUUCAAAUUAAUGAGCUAAGUCUUGAUGGCAACCUUAAAUCAUGUAAGGUUCAUGAUCGAGUUCACGAAAUAUGUGUGAGAGAAGCAAUAAAGGGGAAUGCUUUGUGCGUUAUCAAUGACAACCAUGCUCCAAAAUCUAGUCAUUGGUUAAGUUGUCAAACAAGUCAUUGGCCAAUCACUCAAGCAAGUUAUGGGAAUUGCACACUAGAUGAUAUCCGUUCUGUGCUCAUCUUUGGUAAAGAUGUGUACUAUUCCAAAUGCAGGUUGGCAUACCCAUGUUUGAAAUUGCUAAGAGUAUUGGAUUUAUCAUUUCUUAAAUGGUCACGAAGCAUGCCUAGUGAAAUAACAGAUUUGGUUCAUUUGAGAUACUUGUCUUUAAGUACCAUUGGUUCUCUUCAUGAGCUUCAAUUUCUCAAGCUUAAAAAUUUGCUAACUCUCAUAGUUACUUCUUGGAUGGAAAAAUGUCCUUUGCACCUGCGAUGUGAUAUUUUGGGUUUGCCACAAUUGAGGGAUUUGCGUGUUGACAAGAGAUGUUCACAGUAUCUCCCUUGCUUAGUCAAAGAAAAUCUACAAACUCUUUACUGGUUGAAAAUUGCUAGCUCCGAUGAUGAAAAACCAAACUUCAGAAUGGUUCCAAAUCUAAAGGAACUUGGGAUUUACAUUGAAGGCCAACUGGAGCCUAGCUAUCUAGAGAGCCUUGUGUAUUUACAUCGACUUGAGAAGCUGAAGGUUGAAGUAGGAAGAGUCGAGCGCUUUUGUCUUCCAACAAGUUUUCCACCAAACCUUAAGAAGUUGACACUUCGUCAUACAUAUCUUCCGUGGAAGGAGAUGGACACAAUUGGCAGGUUGAGGCACCUUGAGGUGCUUAAAGUAAAAGAUUUCGCCUUCUGUGGCUCAAAGUGGGAACCAUCAAAGCAAGGCUUUCGGAAAUUAAAGGCACUUCUUAUCUCACGAUCAAAUCUCAAAUAUUGGAAUACAAGUUUUAAUCAUUUCCCAGUUUUGGAGCGCCUAGUCUUAAGAUAUUGUUGGGAAUUGAAACAAAUUGAAAUCUAUUGUAGUUUCUUUACAACACUGAAGCUAAUUGUGUUCGAAUGUUGUUAUUCUUCUCUUGUGACUUCUGCAAAUAAGAUUUCUUCAGGUCGUCCACUUCGUGUUCGUAAAAUUGGAACUAAGGUUGAAAUGCCAAAUAAUGAAAGCUCUGAAGAUGAAAGUGUGGAAAGCUCUAACGAAUUGAGUGUGAGGAAACUAAAGGAGAAGGUUUCGAAAUCUCUGAAUGCAUUCAAAGAAUUGAAGAGGAAAGGUGUUCUUGUAGGUUCCUGGCUGAAGUUAAUAAGGCCAUCAUUGAUGAAUAAGUUCUCUAUUGUUUUCAUGAGUUCUUGCAUUGGCUAA
Molecule: messenger RNA, 1446 nt
Organism: Ipomoea triloba (trilobed morning glory)
Lineage: Eukaryota; Viridiplantae; Streptophyta; Magnoliopsida; Solanales; Convolvulaceae
Product: probable disease resistance RPP8-like protein 2
Exons: 3
Coding region: 1-1446 (481 amino acids)
Biological process (GO): protein folding
Molecular function (GO): alpha-tubulin binding
Source: RefSeq, a predicted model, not a curated record